AUGCGCACGUCGCGGGGGAAUGGCUUGGUGACGGGUGUGAAACGGGGCGCAAGGGGCGCAGUAAGAGCCACUCAUGACGGCUCCUCUGGCGAUCUGGCUCCAUUCUGGCACACAACAUCCACGUCAGCUCAUCGUCUCCGCUUCCGCCUUCCUCUCAGCUUCGGUCUCUUCCUCAUCAAUCUCUUCUUGCAUCGCGUCCAUCGCGCCAUCGCCUCUUCACCGCCUCCACCGCAUCUCACCACCACCCCAUCUUUCUUGGAAGUCCUCGCUCUCGACAACACUGCGAGUCACCAAGCAGACACUACCGCGACUAGUGAGGGGCUCGAAGUCAGUGUCAAACCCUUCGGUGGCGAUGCGGAGUCGCGCAGUGGUUCACCUAGGCCGAACCUGACCCCUGGCGUCAAGCGCAAAGCAGAUGACGACAUCGACCUCGACGAGUUCACAAGGACAAAGGCGCACCUCGUCAGCUUCCUCACGGGCGUCAUCUCGGCAUUGGACGAGACCAGCUUCGACGAUGCUGACGCCAAGGCCCCUCACCGUCCCUUGGCAACUCCUCACCGGUCGUCUGAGCCCCAGCAUGAACACGGCGAUAUCUUCGCGGGCGUCAACUCUUCUCCCAAGCAGCAGAGCCGGCCCGCCUCGGCCAUCAACAUCAACAUCGGCAGUUUAGGGGGUAGCACCAAACAAACUGCCAGCGAGAAGGUCACGAGCUCGCUCACCGCUCUCCGAACCCGUCUUAACGCAAUUCAGGACGAAGUUGACGUCCGCAAGGCGACCACAAAUAUGGUUAAGCUCAAGAGCAGCGUACUCAGCAGCCGCGUGAAGAACCUCACCGGUCGGCCCACUGAUGUCGAGGUGUACGCCUCCGUGCUCUCGGGGUAUGAGGCGCGCCUUCAAGAGCUGCUAUUCGACCAUAGCCUACUUUCGCACGAGAUCAACGCUGCGAAGACCGAGCUGCAUGGGCUUCACACCGCGAUGGCGCAGUGUGAGCGCGAGACCAGCGACCACCGCAGCGACAAGGCGUACCUGAAGGAGCUGCUCGACAUGCGGACGGACCAACUGCGCGCCCAGGGUCGCGUCAUUUCGGAGCGUGACGAGCAGCUAAGAGCGAUGAGGAAGGAGCAUGAGAGGGAGGUGUGGAAGUUGAAGGAGCGUCACGCGGCUGAGCUCAACGGAUACAAGAAGGGGCAGGCAACGCUGCAGAGGAAGCUCUGGGAGAAGGAGAACCCCGGCAAGACUCUUCCCCAUGGUUUCUUGCAGAACCGUUUUGUCACCAAGUGA
Molecule: messenger RNA, 1281 nt
Organism: Trichosporon asahii var. asahii CBS 2479
Lineage: Eukaryota; Fungi; Basidiomycota; Tremellomycetes; Trichosporonales; Trichosporonaceae
Exons: 2
Coding region: 1-1281 (426 amino acids)
Source: RefSeq, a predicted model, not a curated record